This is a messenger RNA of Triplophysa dalaica, 1618 nucleotides long. RefSeq names its product regulator of cell cycle (gene rgcc). The transcript is spliced from 5 exons. Bases 488 to 1156 code for a protein of 222 amino acids. The record is from RefSeq and is a predicted model, not a curated record. Gene Ontology annotation, biological process: regulation of cell cycle. Lineage: Eukaryota; Metazoa; Chordata; Actinopteri; Cypriniformes; Nemacheilidae.
UUCAGAGUGGUAAAUUCCACACCUCGCUAAAAUAGCCACCAGGAUUAAACGUUUAAAUGUUAAAAGUUGUUAUCAUUUUCACUUUUUGAAAGCUAGCAAAUAUUUGUGAUAAAAGAUUUGGUGUAAUUACAUUCAGUCACCACCAGAUGUCUGUACAAACUUAACUUGGGGCAAAUUGGAGCCAUAAUUCUGUUAAUGACACACAUGCAUUGUGCAUAAAAAUAGCGAUCCAAAUAAACCCUUUUUUAAUUUAUUACAAUUUAUUUUGAGCGUGUCAAUUUAAGGAAAAAAAAUAACCGAAAGAUUUACAUGAAUUCCACUAUUGCUUAACAGUAUUCACUGAAACUGUAGCGGAUCCGAGUGUCAUAUAAGCUGUUUACAAACACACAGGCUAAUUUAGGAGGGAAUGACGCCAUUAGAUGUUUUUUAUUUUAUAUUAUUUUGACGCCAGUAGAUAUAACUCAAACGGAGGGCUAAAAUCAACGCGAUGCUACUCCCACGUAAAUCAUUGCCCGCCAUAUACAUAAGUUUGAUGCCCGCCGUCGCAAACCACCACCCCCUUCCGGAGAAUGUUAAAGAACUCCACCGCAGCAACGCCCCUUCAGGAAUCACCGCCCCCAUCCAUAGCCGGGCAAUAUUUAAAACAUCUCCAGCCAAGAGUGUGCAGGCAAAGCAGCUCACAGUCAACGCGGUGUGUGUGUAUUUUACAGGGAUCGCCUUGUUUUAUAUCGGAUAUUUCAGACCUGAACAUUGGAACCACCUGUCAUUAAAAAUGAAGUCUCCAAAGAUAAAGGCACAAAGCAAAUCAUUUCUUAAAGAUGAUGACCUCAGUGCCGUGUUGUGUGAAUUCGACGCUGUUAUUGAAGAUUUCACGUCCCCGUUGGAGAAGAGACACUUCAGAUACGACGAGCACUUAAAAACUAUGAAAAGACGGAGUAGCACGAGCGUCAGCGACAGCGGCAUCAGCGACUCUGAAAGUGCAGAGUCAUUAAACAGAAACAGUUUCAGCUGUAGUGAUGAGAAACUCAACACUCCCACAGUUUUCACCCCUUCAUCAAAAAGUCCUUUGGCUGCAUCUCCUAAACCUAAACUUGGAGACACAAAAGAAUUGGAGGACUUCAUUGCUGACCUGGACAGAACAUUAGCAAGCAUGUAAGUCAGAGACGGGAUGACUGGUGCACCACAUCGUAGCUCACCCUGGAGAAGAAAGCUAGACUGCACCUGACAAACCUGAACCACUGUGAAAAUGGAAUACACAGGGUUUAACUCGCUGAAUGGUGGAGUUAUUCACUUUGUGUCCAUACACACAGAACGAAAUACAAAUGUAUAAGAAAUACAUAUACCACAGGGUUGGCUGUGCUGUCUGAAAAACUAGAGCUGUAAGAUUAUUUAAAUAGCUUUUUAUAAAAACAAAUAUGUAAUUUUGUAGAGUUGGUUAUUGUAAAUGUUUCUGUAAUACAAUUUUUCUUUUUUGAAUUUUUCUUUUUGUAAUAUUUGAUGUAAAUAUUGUUUCAAACUUGAUACAUAAAAGUCUUCACAAGAAAAACUGGGAUAAGGGAUAUUAUUUAAUACAACUAAUGUCUUUAAGAUAUUAAAGUUGAAAAUAUAUUUUAACAUA